GAUAGUCAGAGAGGGAAGGAGGGAGACAACCAAAGAGGUGUUUUGUGCUUGUGACGAGCAGUGCCAGACUACAUCCUUCAUUUUUAUCUCUAGAGUUCUCAACCAGCUGCCUGACCAUGAACCUGUCAGAGCAGAUGUCAUCUCUCUUCAGCUGUAAUGUCAGCCCAAGUGAGAUGCCACAGCUCAACAUUGGUGUCACCAAAAGUGAGCCUCUGACAAUUGCUGUCCCCAUGACCAUCUUCUACACCAUCAUCUUCUUGUUUGGAGUGCUGUUCAAUGGUGUGAGCAUACUGACCUUGCUCAUGGAUGCACAAAUGAGAGUCAGUGCUAUUCGUUUCUACCUGCUCAGCCUGGUCUUAUCAGACAUUCUGCAGCUAUUGACCAUCCCAGUAACAUUGUAUCGGUAUUACUGGGAAAGCUACCCAUGGCGUCUGGGACAAGUGGUAUGCAAGGUCUACUUCAUGGUCCGCCAAGUGUACUGUGCCACCACAAGCUGGGUUAUCAUGACCUUUACUGCUGAGCGUUAUGCAGCCAUUUGCCAUACCAUGUGGUCUGUUUCCAGCCUGAAGAAAUCUAGGCUGCCAUGUCUUGUUUCAGUAUGGAUCAUUUCCCUGGUGUCAGCAGUGCCCUUUGCUCUGGUCUAUAACCAGGCACGUGCCUGCAUCCUGGACUACACUGCCACCACACGAAAAGAUGCCUUCCAUAUCUCCACCAUGUGUGAGAUGACAGAACCUGAUCCUGCACACAUCUACAAAGGAGCUUUACUCCUGAGAGCGGGAUUCUUCUUCCUGAUCCCACUGGUCUCCAUCUUUACUCUCUAUCUGCUCAUCCUGCUCUACCUGAGGAGGAACGGACGUCAAAGGAGAAACAUGGGUCUCACACGGCCAGAUCCUGAAGGAAGACGGGAUAUCCAGUGCCAUCAGAAUGGAAAGCUACUUUUAAAUGAAAAGAGAGCUCUAAAACUUAUGGGUGCAGUCGUCGUGGCCUUUUUUGUUUGCAACUUUCCAGACAUUGCCUCGUCGCUGAUGCAGGUCUAUGUGGUUGUGUGGUCCGACACCGUCCUUUCUAUCUACACAAUCCUGAAAUCGUACUUGUCCCUUCCACUAUGGUAUGUCAACGGUGCUUUGGAUCCUCUUCUUUUCUGUAUCUCUUCCCACACAUUUCGCAGAGCGUGCUGGAGAACUCUGGGCAGGCUCAGGCCUCACUGCAACUGGAAAUACAGGAGCAUGUCUUGGCUGCGGCAGAGAAGUUCUAGUGAAGAAACAAGCACAACAGCCAGAGAGAGGGCUGAUGGUAAAUGCUCUAGAGGAGAGGAUGGACAAAAAGACACAUAAAGCCACUAACAAAUCAGUUCAGAGGGAUGGAGAUAGCCAUGAAAGUCCCUUUCAACAUGAGCUACAAGAGCACGCUUCUGACUUGUGAGAUUUUUUAUUCUUUCUCCAAAAACUCUGCUUUCUUUCUUUUCCUUUUAUGGAAAGUCAUAUACUCUCAGUCAUUUUUGUAAAUAUUGUAAAAAGUGUUUACUGUGUCUGUAAAAUGUGUGGAAUUCCCUGUGUUGUACUGUGGGCUAACAUUUCUGUUCUUUUAGAUGAUUUCAGAUGAUUCUUUCAGAUGUUAAAAAAUAUAUGUUUCAUGCUAUAUAGCUUAUAUUGUUGUGACAGAUGUGAAGAUAUGGGAAAACAUUCAAUUCCCAAGAAAUUACUGGAUAAGAGGUAGUACUGAGUAUUACUUGCGGUUUGUCUGCUGUUGAGUUUACAUUAUGUGUUGUUCAAAGGCAUUACCCCAAUCCUACCUGUGACAUGUGAAAUAUACAUCCAAUAUAAAAAAAAAGGUUUAAACAUGCUUGAUUCUUGUAUUAGCCUGUAACAAAUUAUGUUUGGUCAAAUGAUGGUUCCUUAAUGCUUGCUGACAGUGUUAAUUGCAAUCAUUUAUUUUAGCUUCAAAAAACUGUUUGUAGAUUACAUAUAUGAGCCUGUGUUUCAGAAAUAUAUAUUUAGACUUUUGUGAAUCUAGUUGUAUUUUUGCAUGUAAUAUCAGUACAAUUUUGGCAAAUAGCUGUGGAGUACAGUGGAGUGCAGAAAAGUCUUCCUGUGUUGUCAAGACAACCAACAGCAGGCGACAUGAUGACUAAAACUGAGACCCAGUCUAUCAAACCACUAUAAUUUCAUCUGGUCUCUCCAGGCUGAUAUUAGUUUUUAGUAGUAUAAUUGUGUCUAAAAGAUUUCAUAGUUUUCUGCUCCCUCAAUAAUGACACAUUUUAGAGCCAAAGGAUUCUGGAUACCGACUCCCUUUUCAGUGAGGUCUUAAGAUGAAUGUGAAUAAAUACUUGGCAGAUUGAUCCACCUACUGCUAGAUUGAUAGAUAUCUAUUUAUAGAACUAUUUUGAAAAUAAGCAAACAGGAUCUGACCUCUUCAUUGCUCUUGUUUUCACCAAUACUUCAGUUUUCUUCAUAUAAAAGUGUGCUCACACUCUCACCUUUACCUGUAUACCAACAUAAAAUAUAGCUGAUAGUGUGUGGUUGAAUUGUCACAUUCUGUGUGUGUAAUUAAAAGAAAAAGAAGAA
This is a messenger RNA of Lates calcarifer (barramundi perch), 2564 nucleotides long. RefSeq names its product pyrokinin-1 receptor-like. Gene Ontology annotation, biological process: G protein-coupled receptor signaling pathway. The transcript is spliced from 7 exons. Gene Ontology annotation, cellular component: plasma membrane. NCBI's taxonomy places the organism in Eukaryota, Metazoa, Chordata, Actinopteri, Centropomidae. The record is from RefSeq and is a predicted model, not a curated record. Gene Ontology annotation, molecular function: G protein-coupled receptor activity. The coding region runs from base 117 to 1334 and encodes 405 amino acids.